AUGAUCAGGGAAGACUUUUUACAGUUUAUUCCUGUUUCUGAUGUUACAGGCGCUGGUUUAGCAAAUAGUAUAUGCAAUGCCAUGAUUGAAGUAGGGCUAGAUGUAAAAUAUCUGGUUAGCCAAGGAUACGAUGGAGCUAGUGCAAUGAGCGGUGCUCUAAGAGGAGCACAAGCAAUUGUUCGGGAGAGCUAUCCUAAAGCAUUGUACGUUCAUUGUUCGUCACACUGCUUCAAUUUAGCACUUUCUGAUGGAUGUUCAGUUGCAGAAGUCCGAAACUGUCUGGGUACUAUCGAAACAACUUAUAAUUUCUUCAGUUUCCCAAAACGACAACGUGUGCUGGUACAUGAGAUCAAUAAAUUAGUAGAAAAACCUAAAAUAGAAAAAUUAAAAGAUUAUGUCCUACCAGAUGGAUUCAGAGACACGACGCCGUGA
Messenger RNA from Phaedon cochleariae (mustard beetle), 432 nucleotides. The record is from the annotation of a GenBank genome assembly. Lineage: Eukaryota; Metazoa; Arthropoda; Insecta; Coleoptera; Chrysomelidae.